Molecule: messenger RNA, 797 nt
Organism: Nicotiana tabacum (common tobacco)
Lineage: Eukaryota; Viridiplantae; Streptophyta; Magnoliopsida; Solanales; Solanaceae
Source: RefSeq, a predicted model, not a curated record
CAUUUUAGAAUUGAAUAUUUGUCCAAAUAAAAUAUACUUUAUUGCAGUACAAAAGUUCUUCCUCUGUUGCACCAACUUUCCCACCCCCUGCCUAUAUAAAUAUGUCGACCAAGCUCUCCUUAUUUCAGUGUCAAGUAAUACUUGUGCAACUCUAGCAUUGUGGGUGAGAGACGAGUGCUAGAGAUUUGCAAUUCUUUGGCUACAAACAUACAAAAAAAGAGAUGGCUGCUAUUUCUGGUCACUGGGCUUUUGCUUUUGGUGUUCUUGGUAACAUUGUCUCAUUCAUUGUGUUCCUUUCUCCACUGCCUACGUUUUAUAAAAUUUACAAGAAGAAAUCAACUGAAGGCUAUCAAUCAAUUCCAUAUGUGGUUGCUCUCUUUAGUUCCAUGGUUUGGAUUUAUUAUGCAUUUCUCAAGACAAACACGACCCUUAUCAUCACUAUAAACUCCUUUGGUUGUUUCAUUGAAACUAUCUACGUCGGUUUCUAUCUUUUCUACGCACCAAAGAAAGCCAGGGUCCAAACUGUGAAGAUGCUCUUAUUAUCAGUAGUGGGUGGCUUUGGCGUUAUUGUCCUUGUUACCCAAUUUCUAUUCAAAGGUGCCGCUCGUGGUCAAGCGGUUGGAUGGAUUUGCCUUGUAUUUUCCUUAUGUGUAUUUGUAGCUCCGUUGGGCAUUGUGAGACUAGUAAUCAAAACAAAGAGUGUGGAAUACAUGCCACUCCUCCUAUCCGUUUUCCUCACAUUAAGUGCUGUCAUGUGGUUCUUCUAUGGUCUUCUCGUAAAGGACAUUAACAUAGCU